Aspergillus fijiensis CBS 313.89 is the source of this 701-nucleotide messenger RNA. RefSeq names its product cytochrome b5. Gene Ontology annotation, cellular component: membrane; endomembrane system. Lineage: Eukaryota; Fungi; Ascomycota; Eurotiomycetes; Eurotiales; Aspergillaceae. Bases 265 to 657 code for a protein of 130 amino acids. The transcript is spliced from 3 exons. The record is from RefSeq and is a predicted model, not a curated record.
AGAUGAACUAUUGCUGAGGUUUAUUUUUGCGCGUUCCGUGGGAACGUGAGGCCUGCACCUACCCAACUCCUUUCACAGGCUUGGUCCAGAGCCAGCAACCGAUCAUUCCCGUGAGACAGAAUAGCCGGGGGAGGCAGUGCAGGGAGAUACCACAGUUCUUGCUCCAGGGGAUAAUCUUUAAGAAGUCGAGUAUCCGCUACCAAGACUAGAAUCGGGCAGUACAUCUUAUUUAUCUGCGGAACACUAGCAUAUAAUGACUCGAAUAUGGAGUAUCCCGAAUCCCUCGAUCUCGACAAGCUCGACCCUAUCAGUCCGCACGAACUACACCUCGCCGAUGGCACAGAUCCCGCCCGUCCGACCCUCUUCGCCAUCAAGGGGAUAGUCUUCGAUGUGAGCAGGAAUCCCGCUUUCGCGCCGGGGGGGUGUUAUCACGAAUAUGCGGGGAAAGAUCCUUCGCAUGCACUGGCUCGAUCAUCCUUCCAAAAGUCAUCGUGCACAGCUGAGUUCCACCACCUCGGGGAGCAAGAGCAGACGAUCCUCAAUGAGUGGUUUGAGUUCUAUAAGAAGCGGUACAGGAUUGUGGGGAAAGUGUCAUGUGACAGCCAGAAUGAUCAGUCUUGCUGUGAGACUCUGAUUCGAGAUGAUAAUAUGUUCUGAGUGCUCUAAAUCAUUCAAAUUAGUUCCAAUGUAAAUCAUUUUCU